Molecule: messenger RNA, 3747 nt
Organism: Chiloscyllium plagiosum (whitespotted bambooshark)
Lineage: Eukaryota; Metazoa; Chordata; Chondrichthyes; Orectolobiformes; Hemiscylliidae
Gene: aadac
Product: arylacetamide deacetylase
Cellular component (GO): membrane
Molecular function (GO): carboxylic ester hydrolase activity
Source: RefSeq, a predicted model, not a curated record
UGUUUAUAUUGGUCAGUCAGGCCUUCUGAUUAGCCCAGAUUAACAACCCCAAUCAAGGAUCUCGUAGUCAUCAAGAUCCACACGGUUCCAAUCACCACAGGGAACGUAUCAUUCUGUUCAGUCAAAUUAUUACAUUGCAUCCCUCAAGCAGUUCAAGUGAAUUGCAUCCAUAUGUACGAUUGAUCCCUGUCAAUCUUUGAAGGAGAUCUCCUGGACAGGUCAGUAAUAUGCAAUACUUUAAAUGAGUCAGAUGCCAGGGAGUGGAUGUGGGGAUGCCAGUGUUGGGCUGGGGUGGGCAAAGUGACACAACACCAGGCUAUCAUCCAACAGGUCUUUUGAAAUAAAUGAAUUUUCCACUUCUCACCAAAUUUUUAUUCAAAGAUCUAGGACGGCACGGUGGGCGGCACGGUGGCACAGUGGUUAGCACUGUGGUCAUUUGAACCUUUUGAGGCGACUCCACCAUCCACCAUCCAAUAUGCUCAUGGCUCACCCUCUGGCUCAAUGCCAUCUUCCCGCUUCCUCUAAAAUCUGAAAAAUACAAAUCUCUUUUGUCUUCCCCAGCCUCUCUGUGAUACUGAGCUCCACUAUUCUCUGGAUUAGAUUAGCUAAAGCCGCUGCUAAGAAGGCUCACGACUGGCCAUGUUGCUGAGUAAAAGCAGCUGCCUUUAAAGUGCCUCGAGAUCGCGAGUGAAUCCCAAGAGAAGAUCAGAUAAGCAGCAAGGAAGCAACCGCCUCUCCUUGGGAUCAGAACAAUGAUUUGAAUCAAGCAAUCAGCUGAUGACAGCACGUGUUGCCAUAUCUAUUUAACAACGCUCUGGAAAGUUUAGCACGUCCUUGCGGCAGCUCGAUGAUACAUUGAGCACUGAUUCGGUGUAAAUUCCGGUUGAUCGAGAGGCUGCACGGAGACUCCUGGCCAUGGGGAGCAAGCUGGUCGCGAUCGCCUUGAGCAGUGCGCUGCUCGCCCACUACAUCUACACCCCUCUCCCGGAGGCACUGGGCGAGAGGUGGAAGUUGAUGCUGGUCGAUGCUUGCUUCCGAAGUUUGGGACACCUGGCUGAGUUGAGUGAACUCAUUGGAUUCAAACAUUACAUGGAGAUGAUGAUGGUCCUCACCACAGUGGAGUUAGUGGGUCCUUCAUCUGAUGAUAAUGUCACCGUGAUGGACACCACCUUCAACCAGGUCCCAGUUCGUGUCUACAAUCCGAACAAUCUUCUCCCGAAACUGAGACGAGCAGUCAUUUACAUGCAUGGGGGCGGAUGGUGUUUAGGGAGUGCAAAAAUGAAACCGUAUGAUCUCCUGUCGAGAAAAAGCGCAACUGAACUGAAUGCUGUCAUCAUUUCCAUUGAAUAUCGUUUAGCACCAGAGCAUCACUUCCCUGAUCAGUUCAAUGACGUUUACACUGUGGUGAAGUACUUCCUACAGCGAGAUGUCUUGGCACGAUACUCGGUGGAUCCAGCUCGAGUCGCGGUGUCAGGAGACAGUGCUGGCGGGAAUUUGGCUGCUGCAGUAGCCCAGCAGAUCCAGGAGGACCGAGAGGUUCAAGUUGAGAUCAAAGUUCAGGCAUUAAUCUACCCUGCACUUCAGACCAUCGACUUUAACACUCCUUCCUACCAGCAAAACGAGAACAUGCCAAUUCUGCCCAAGACCUUAAUGGUCAGGUUUUGGAGUGAAUAUUUUAGCUGCGACAAGUCGCUGCUGAACAAGAUGAUGGCCAACAGCCAUGCCACCCAGGAAUCGAAGGGCCUGAGCAACUUUGCAAACUGGAGCGUCCUCCUGCCGAUGGAGUUCAGGAAGCACUAUUCAUACAUCCCACCGGGCGGCGAAAGCGCAGAGCUAUCCAGGAAGGUUCCUGGGGUAUUUGACCCGAGAGCUGCUCCCUUGCUGGUGGGGGAUGAGAAACUCCGGGCUCUGCCGCGGACCUACAUUGUAACCUGUGAAUAUGACGUACUGCGGGAUGAUGGGGUCAUGUACGCCACAAGAUUGAAGGUGGCAGGGGUCCAGGUCACACACGAGCAUUACGAGGACUCCUUUCAUGGUGCCAUAAUGUUCAACACGUGGCCAACCGAUUUUGCAAUUGGCCAGAAAAUGAUAAGCCAUUACAUUGAGUGGCUGCGAACGAAUUUGUAAAUAAAUUGCCAUCCCACUGCAACCCUCCCAAUCCCCCAAACACACCCCCUUGGCAUCCUGCAAAAAUCCUGCAGUGCCUCUUCCAUACCUGCAAAUUUUUGGCAAAUGUUUCUCUGUUUUAGCUGCCCACACCCAUUCCCCAUCUGUAUUUAGUGUUAAACAUUAUGGAAAUGCACUUGGUCAGGGCCUGUUAUGACUUUCAAUGGCAGACCUAAAGGAACGUAGGAGAUUGUCAUUCACUUGUCCUUGGGCAUGGAGACCUGGUCUAUGGGUGUGACCAUUCAGCCCACCCAAUACCAAGAUCAGGGGAAAAAGGUGGACCUCACUGCUUUGCGCGUUUACUGCCUCUACCUCCUGCCCUAAUGUGGUUCAUCCUUCAAGCUGAAGCCUUCCUCGCCCAUCAUCUGGCCUGUCUAGCUGAGUUGUGGUGGUUACUGAGGUGGCGUCUGAGGCCGUUUCGCGCUCAAAAGAUUCUUCUUCCAGCAGGGUGUGGAACCACAGAAGAUUGAGUUUCGGGCCAGUUGCUUGCUUGUGAUCCUCUCCUCGUCCUCUCUGGCUCUGAUUUGGACUUGUUUGUGAAGGAAACUGUGAGGCGUUUGUAGAUUUUGAGUGAGGUUCUCCGGAGACUUGAAGUCCAUAUCAGUCAAAUUCCUCAGUGAAGUGUUUAGAAUGACCUUGUAAUGUUUCCCCAUUAGAACCCAUCCUAGCUCUCCAGGUUAAUUUGCUUUAAGUGUAUAACUAUUUACGAGACCACUCCUGGACUGGACUGGACUGGAUGAAGGUGAUGCUGGCUUGGCUAGCAUUUAUUGCCCAGAGGGCAGUUAAUAUUCAACACAUUGCUGAGAGCCUGGAGCCACCUGUAGGCCAGACCAGGUAAGGAUGGCAAUUUCUUCUCGAGAGCAUGUUGUUGUACCAAACUCUGUUUGAAAUGCUUUGCUCAGCCCGAGCCUGAUAAGCUUUCUGUGUGAGAGAGUUGUAGAUUUCCACGACUGUUUUGUGUGGCGAGGUGCAUCUUGCCCUCUGGCCAUGAAUUGUUAGGUUCUGCCCAUCUUCUAGACUUUCCCACUUGUGAAAAUGGUUUCUCUAUUAAAUCCUAUAAUUAUCUUUAAUGAAUUAGAUCUUUUAAACGCAAGGGUCAGAAUCCCAAUCUAUCUGCCUCAGUUUCUUAAUUUAACCCCUGAAGUGCCUAGUGGUAUUCUGCUGUAUUUUCUGCAAAUGGAAUAUAUGUAUUUAAGGAGACAGUCCCCAGAAUUGGUGUCUGUACCUUGAACAGAUCUACUUGCAUAUCAAUAAAGCUGUGAAAUGAUUUUGUUUUGAAAAUUUUACUGUAUUUUUUGUUAUGAAUAUUUCUGGGUGUUGACCUGCUAAAACCAUAUGGUCUGAUCCCUAAAACCAGUCAACUCAGAAAUCAGUCUUUGUACUUGCCUAUCCUCAAACCAAUAAUUAAUGCUCCAUUCUGUUGUAUAUUGUCUGUUCUGGCUCUGUAAAACAAUAGGACAAUAAUCAAGUGCCAUGUGAUGUAUUUACCUUGUCCCGUGUUUAUACACUGACUGCAUAACAUGAAGGAAAAUGUUAUAUCUUUGUAUUUCAACGUGAUAAAUAAAAUUUUGUUAAAAACAA